AGGCUCUACGGAGACCAGCCUCACUUGCAUGGGAGCAGGACGGCCAACUGGGAUAAGCAUGAGGAACAAAUUGCAGCUCCAGGCAAUUCCCUUCUUCCUUUUGCUUCAGCACACUACGUGCUGUGAAGAUCUGGUUUGUUCUGUGGACUAUGUGCAGACCCUGACGUGUGUCCAGAAAACUGAGCCCAGUGGGACUUUGUACAACCUCACGGCCACGUGGGUAGAUGAAGAAGAGAUGGACAUUUCGGAGCGCUCCUGCAGUCUGCUCCAGGUGUCCAGAAAUGCUACUCACACUCAGUACGCAUGCUGCAUGGACCUGAAGUAUUUCCAUUCUGACGACAUGUUCAGGGUAGAUGUGACAAAGCUGGCCGAUGGGCAGUACACAACUUCCAAAGCAUGCAGUGAAUUUCAUCUGAGCCAGAACAUUAAGCCGUACCCGCCGUUCAACCUGACGGCCGUGCUUUCGGAGGGAUACAACAUCUCCUGGGACACCAUCUAUCGGAACUCUCCGGUCUUUUACAACUUGGAUAACGAGCUGCAGUACGAGCUGCGGUAUAAGAAGAAGAGCGAUACCUGGGAGACUCAGAAGAGCAAAGUGAUCCCGGAGGACACGCGAAGCGUGGUGCUCCUGCCGCUGGAAUUCCAGAGGGACACAGUCUAUGAGUUCCAAGUGCGGGCUAAGCCCAGGCCUGGCUCCGAGUACCUGGGCUUCUGGAGCGAGUGGAGUCACCCGCUGACCCUGAAAACUGAACCGGAGGCCAGAAGUGGCACUGCCGGGCGAGAACUGACUAACCCGGCUGCUUCGCCCUCAGAGAGUCCCGAAAUGCGAUGGCUGGUGCUGCUGCUCGCCCUGGCGCUGCUCGCCGUCCCGGUCACCGUGUUCCUGACCAUGCACCAGAGCGUUUGGAAGAAGCUGGGGGUUUUCAUCCCCAACCCUGCUCACUUUUUCAGACCGCUGUACGUGGUGCACAACGGAGACUUCAAGAAAUGGGUUGGUGCAUCCUGUACCAAAGCAACCCUGGAUUUCUUUGAAUGGGGAAUUGUCCUUCCUGAAGUUCUAGAAGUUUACAGCCAGCACCUUUCCCACCACACUGCAUCUGCGGAGCUGAAAGAACUCAAUGAAGAUCACCUCUCCAGGCCCUGUGUGUCUUGCCUGGCCAUGCACAGUCAGGACAGCCAGUCCCAUCUGUCCAGUUGGAAUAGGAGCAGUGGGACACAGGACCAGUCAUAUGGCCAUCUCUCUAUUGACACCGUGACUGUGGCUGACGAAUUUACCCCCUGUCACCCACAAUGCAGCUGUAACAGUGCUCACAGGGAUCAUGAGCAUCUGGACCAAGCCAACGACAAUAGGGAGGACGGCUACCCCAAAGUUAAUCUUGACAGUGACAACAGUGAGAUUUCCAGCGGGCUGCCUCUGGCUGCCCAGCAUGCACAAGAUGCCACUGUUGCCUUGGGCUCCAGGUCUGUGCAGCACCCGCGGAGCAGUGCGAGUCGCUCGGUGCACCGCCUGAGGGCAGGGGCACCAGGAGGAGGGAUGGGGAGUAUUUUAGAGGCCCUUUGCCUGCAACCUGAGCAAUGGGAUUUAGGAAGUCCAGUUUCUUUGUCUUCUCCAGAUGGCGAAAGUGCUUCCUACAGCGAUGGCUCUUAUGACUUUUUCUCUCCUAACUCACAAACUGGUGAUGGGUACCCAGCAAUUUGCCUGGAUUUAGACACCAUUGACAGUGGAUUUGUGGACUCAGACUGUGGGAGUCCAACUGAGUGUGAAUUUGAGAAGAACAGUCAGACCGAUUCAGGCUGUAGUUCUGGAUCUGUGGCACUCGGAAAUGAAGGCGAGGACUUCCCACGGAGUUAUGUCAAGCAGUGGGUCUCCUGUGGCUCUGCCACACCACCCUCAGGGGCGCAGACAAGUGCCUGCUCCUCACCAGUGCCAGGCCUGGGCCCUCAUUCAGGAGCCCAGAAAAACUAAGCAGCACAACAGGAACACAACAAAACAUGCUGAGUGCAAGCACCCUGUAUCUCCUGCAACUCACAUCCACCGCUGCACAGAAUUUUGCCUUUUUCUACUGCUAGACACCCUGGCUUUGUAUCACAGCCAAUUUGACAUGGUCAACUUUUUGCCAGCUUCCCUGGUCACACUGGUGCACCCUGAGCUUUGGCAUGUUGUUUCUUCCACGCAGGAAAAGCAGCUGCACCCUGAGAAGUGACCGUUAGCAUGGGGCAUGGCCCCAGACAUUUUGAAGUCAUGUUUAUAAAGAGAAUGCGAAACUUUCAAGUGACCCUUUCCUGCUUGUCUCACUUGUCCUGAGAGUUUGGUGGCAUGGAGAGCUUUUGUACGCAUCACCACCACAACUUUAGCGUGCAAGAAACUGACCAGAACUUCAGUUUCAGGCUAAAUUCCAGUCAGACUUGACUGUAGAUUCUGCAGACCAGAAUCGUACUCCAUCCUUCUUUAAACCUACAACUUAAUGUAACAGUUUCUCAGCAGAGUAACAUCUUCCAACUCCAGACAAAUUCUCGUCACUCUUUAAGCAACAUCUUUAAAAAUACCUUCUAAGCAUGAUACUUACAGCUCUGUAGUAGCUUGUAGAUUUAUGCAAGAAAAGCAGGGACUAUGUGUCUGUCCACCUGUCUAUGGUGACGCCCCGACCUUGCGCCUCGGGCACUACUGCAGUAUAACUGUUCAACUGUGCUAAACCUGGAUUGUUCCUGCUUCAGACAGACACAUGCACUGGGAUCAGGAAAGCAUUUGCUCGGCUGUUGCGUGACUGUGUUAGGUGUUGUUUAGGGUACUGGCAUUGCACAGUUAAUAUGAUAUUGUUAAUGAGUGUAAGGGCCCAGGCCUGGAAUCCACGGCAUUUCCAGUGUGAUUCAAUGAUUCUGUUCUGUCUGUGAUUCCAAUAAACUCCCCCCA
Pelodiscus sinensis (Chinese soft-shelled turtle) is the source of this 2911-nucleotide messenger RNA. Lineage: Eukaryota; Metazoa; Chordata; Testudines; Trionychidae. The record is from RefSeq and is a predicted model, not a curated record.